AGACGUGCGUCGAGCCUGAAGGUCGGAGUGCUGCGUGUGCGUGUGUCUGAUACACUGUAGGCUACUGACGCGGCAUCAGCUUGAGGAAGGCAUUUCUCUUUACCCCGACAAACCUUCAGGGGGCUUUUAGCAUUUGUUCAGUCUGCAGUCUCUGGAAAACAUCUGAUUCAUUUUUUAACCAGUCCCAGAUGCGCCAGCGUGAGAGUGUGUGCAUGAGCGCGGCAGUGUGAGUUUGUCAGUGCAAGAGAAAUUUGGGAGAAUAUCUGCUGUCUGCAGAAGGGGAGGGAAAGAAGAACCGUGUGGAUUUUUUUUUUAAUAUAACUUUUUAGGUAUGAACGCAGAUACGUGCGUCUCAUACUGCGACAUGACAUCGAUGGAUUCAUAUUAUAGCACAUCUACUGCGCAAAGUAGAGAUCACCAAGCGAACGCUUUCAGGACUUUCCCAACCACUGAAACAAAAUACAGCCCCACGUUCAUUCCGGGUAAAGGGCAGGCUUACGGAGAGAAGUCCAGGAGUCCUUUCCAGCCGGACUGCCAGUCAUUGGAUGGCGCUGAGGAGAGCACCUUCAACAAAUACCAGAUCUUCAUGCAGCGACCGACCUGCAAAACUCCCCCAGAAGGCAGCAAGCUGCACCCGGACAGCGCACACAAUGGGACGCUCAUUUCCUGCUAUGGAAAAGACAGCAGCAGCCUGACAGAGUCUGAAUUGUCCCAGAGUGUUGACCCUCCUGGGAUGGAAGGCAGCUACCUGAACCUAAAGGAAACUGGCGUGAAGGGGCAGAGUGACCGCCCGGGGUCGGACCUUUCUAGCCCCCUGGAAAAAAGCGAGGCCGAGAGCAACAAAGGCAAGAAGAGGCGCAAUCGCACAACAUUCACCAGCUACCAGCUGGAGGAGCUGGAGAAAGUUUUCCAGAAGACACACUACCCAGACGUAUAUGCCCGUGAGCAGCUGGCGCUCAGGACAGACCUGACAGAGGCUCGCGUACAGGUGUGGUUCCAAAACCGCAGAGCAAAGUGGAGGAAGAGAGAGCGUUUUGGCCAGAUGCAACAGGUCCGCACGCACUUCUCUACUGCUUAUGAGCUGCCGUUACUCACUCGGCCCGAGAACUAUGCACAGAUUCAGAACCCUUCGUGGAUAGGGAGCAGCAGUGGAGCGUCGCCCGUGCCCGGCUGCGUCGUGCCUUGUGACUCUGUGCCCUCCUGCAUGCCCCCUCACCAUCACGGUCCUGGAGGUGUCUCUGACUUCCUGGGUGUACCCAGUCCAGGAAGCAGCCACAUGGGACAGACACAUAUGGGCAGCCUGUUUGGGGGCGCUGGGAUCGGUGGGGGAAUCAAUGGCUAUGAUCUCAAUGUUGAUCCAGACCGCAAGUCCUCCAGCAUAGCUGCGCUGCGUAUGAAGGCCAAGGAACACAGUGCAGCCAUCUCCUGGGCUACAUGAUGUUCCAGCCCAGUCCCAACCUGCCCCUGCAAGGCCCCCGCCCUGGAGCAGCCAUCAGCAAGCACUAUCGGGGGAGAAGGAGGUUGCCGUAAGAGCACUAAUGAUAACACAGGUCAAAUGAACAGGGAGAGACUGUGGAGAUAACAGAGGCCACUACAGCGGCCAAUGCAACCAAGACAACUGUGUCUAUGACAAUCAGCAGAUGCUGAAAGUGAGAGAAAAACGGAGGUGACUUAGAUGAGAAUAUCACCUAGAUGUUCAUCCUUGAUUCCUUGAUCUCUCAGGUCAUGCAAUAUGGUGUUUACACCAAAAUAAACUGAUUAAGAAUAAGCAAACACAAACAUGGUAUUAUAAAUAUAGUCUGUAAAGGGGUGCUAUAUCCUCAUUUAAAGAACUGAUCUUGAUUCACAUCAUUUGCCUUCUUUAUUCUGUCUUUUAUAACAGCCAUCCUACCACACACAUGGCUCAGGCCACUCUAGCCUCGUCUGUGAUACUGCAUAAAUCAGUAUGUUUCUGACCAAUUUUUGCAUUUUGUAAGCUAUUUUUAAAAAAAGGAAACAAAGAAAUUAAUUUACUAGUAUGCUAUUUCCCAGCAAAGGGGAGGCAGAGUAAGUGAACAGGGUCUAACUGAGUGAGAGCAGACAUGGCCUGCCAAUUGAUUCUGGGUGGAGGGCAGGGACUGGAUUGGCAGCAGUUUCAAAUGAAGUUGUCAUUUCCCACCCAGGGCUGCCUCCGCAGGUUCAGCAAAUAGACUCAGGCUUCAAGUUACAGGAAAUGCUGUCUCCACUGGCAGACAAGGCACAGGAAUGCACAGCAGCAACCUUCAACACCAGCUUACCACGCCAGCUUUAAUCAGAAACCAGCGGGAAUAGACACAGCUAAUUAGCCUCAAAGUGAGCCUCUCUACCCUGUGAACAUAGCAAUACACCACAGUGUUCAUGGUGAGGACAUACUGCACACACACAGAAGUGAUCAGUUCAUCAUUAGACGUGGACUCAGCAGGGAUUUAGGCUGGAUUCAUAGCUUGGUAACAGAAUCCUAUACAUGCCAGAGACUGCAGGCCAAAUCAGUGGGCCUAAUUGUCCCAAAGAGCAUUCUGUAAUGUUUGGUCAGUGUGAUGACAUUAGAGCUGGACUACAGGAAUGUGGUGAACAUGUCCAGUGAUUGUAGGGGUAUCUGUGUGUGUUACCCUGCCGGAAUAAGCUUGUCACCAGAGCUGGGCUCCAGGCCGAGGCUAGAGACAGGCUUCAUUAGCCUUUUGGCUGAUCUCUCUAUGACGCAUGCUGGGCUACAUAUCGGUUUUCUUUUCUCCUGUGUGGAUGAUGGCAAGAAACCCAAUGUGACGUCUUGAACUGUCUCGUUGCCCCGAACCCAAAGAUAUUCAGUUUAUGGUAACAUAAGAUAAAGUUAAACAUCAAUUUGACGGUUUGUUUGGCAUUUUUGCUUGAAAAAUGACUUCAUCGAUGAAGUGUAUAUGAUUAGUUGUUGAGUCAUUUUGACCCACUGCUGCAGUUACAUCUGAGAAUUCAGUGACAUUAAAACACCACUUUUAAAGGUGAUAUGUGUCUAUUCAAAUUUCAGAACCACUAAAUGUCGCAUUGUAGCACCAGUAUUUCAAACCAAAACAAAACAGGCCCACUGGCUACAACUUCCCCCUCAAUUCAUAUUUCAAUUACAUUUAGAAAGGUACAGAAAAGCCAACAACAAUAACUGGCCUACAUUUGGAUUGUGAAAUUUACUGCAUAGUGGCCGUGAGCCCACCAUGGUGAUGAAAGUUUCUAUUGCUGUUCUGCUUUUCUUCUCUGCUGUGGCUGAGGUGGUAGAACACGUUUUCAAAGUUGUGUUGAACUUUGCCUGGGCAAGACGCAAAACGCACAUUGAUUUCAAUGACAAGCCAGCACCUUGCGAGGCUCUGUGCUCUGAGUCGUUGUUUACUGUUCAAUCAAGAUCAGAAAGUGCUUCGUGGAACUUAAUCAUAGAGGCUUAGUUUACCAGACUGGCCUAGUCCUGGACUAAAACCUUUUUUGUUAAUGGGAUCCUUGUCAAAGUUUUCUUUUAGUCUGGGACUAGACUUAAUUCAAGUCUGGGAAACUGGCUGUAAAAGUGCUCCAUAAAUGCAAUCCAUUUACCAUUCCUCUGCUCUCUGUUUCACCAUGUGUACACUGUGGAGGAAACAAAUAUGAGCACAACAGAGCAAAACAGCAGAAGAGGCAUUCAAAAUAACUUGAAAUGACAGGAUUGCACAUAAAAUAGGUGAAUAAAAUGCUUACAGAAGGACUCACAUGCACUGACAUGUUGAAAAUCUCCCAUUUAGAACUUUUAUGAUGAAACAAAAGAUCCAAAAGUUUACCUUGUAAAAUUAGAAAUGUGUGCUUUGUCAAGUUGACCAUGUGUUGCUGGUACUCCCUCAGUGCUCCACCCCUCUGCAGCUCCGUCCAUGUUGAUACUACUGAAAUAAAACGAUUGAAAUCCAUGAUUAUAAUGUCAUAUUGUGUGAAUGUGAGCAAUAUAAAUAAUAUUUUUCUUUUGCUUGUACAUUUGUUUCGCUUAUUUUCCAAAUAAUGGACCACAAGAGAUAAGCCAAUGAAGUAUUACCGUAAUAUUGCCAAGAAAUGUAAUGUUAUGUUCUGCAUUAUUCUGAAGAGUAGCCUUGGAACAAAGGUUGAAAUUGCUCUCUAAUUUUUUUUAUGGCUUUAAGCAGGUUUCUUUUGUAUAUUAAUCAAGUAUUUUCACUUAUGAUUGUGCCAAUACAAUAAGUUAUUGCACUUAGAUUGUUGGAGUCUUUUUUUUUUUUAUCAUUUUUUUGACAUCAACUGGGACAGUUUCUUUCCUAAAGUCAGGGGUUGCUUGGCUUUUUGUUCUGGCAGAAAAAGAAGAAAACAGGAAAAAAAACCCAAAAAAACACCCUAAGCCCGUCCAUAUUUAGCACUGCUCAUGUGCUGUAUUUUUGUACAGAAGUAACUUGCUGUUUCUAUUAAUGAUGGUUUCAAAAUGAUUUUGAAAUAAACUGAUCUC
Archocentrus centrarchus (flier cichlid) is the source of this 4453-nucleotide messenger RNA. RefSeq names its product homeobox protein aristaless-like 4. NCBI's taxonomy places the organism in Eukaryota, Metazoa, Chordata, Actinopteri, Cichliformes, Cichlidae. The transcript has 4 exons. The coding region runs from base 332 to 1438 and encodes 368 amino acids. The record is from RefSeq and is a predicted model, not a curated record. Gene Ontology annotation, molecular function: RNA polymerase II transcription regulatory region sequence-specific DNA binding; DNA-binding transcription activator activity, RNA polymerase II-specific. Gene Ontology annotation, biological process: regulation of transcription by RNA polymerase II.